CACCGGCAGCACUAUGGACAUCGGCUGGGCCAUUUUAAUAAUUGGCUUGGCCGCGCUGGUUACAGCUUUCCUCCUUUUGAUAAUUGGACUUGUGUAUUCUGAGCUGAUGAAUUCAGACAUUCCUCGUGGGGUUGCACAUGGCGGGAAGCUGCACGCGGUUCAUGGCUUGUUUGUCGGUGCAGCACUUGUGGGCCGGAUCCUGCACCGUCUGGGUGUUUGUCAUUCGGUCAGCUUCACCCGGUGGUUUGUGGGGUGUUUUAUCACUCGUUUAAAUCCAGUUCCCCCUGGCCUGAGAGUAAAGGACCUGAAGUUUUCAGAGGUUCCAGUCCGAGUCUAUGAACCCACCACGGUCAGCGAUGGCUUGCGAAGAGGUUUUCUGUAUUUCCAUGGAGGUGGUUGGAUGAUGGGUAGCUUAGAUACCGCCGAUGAAGUCUGCCGGCACGUUGCCAAGAAGGCUGACACCACUGUGGUUUCUGUUGGGUUCCGGUUAGCCCCCGAGCACAGGUACCCUGCCCAGCUGGACGACUGCGAGGUUGCCAUGCGUCACUUUCUCUCGGUGGCUGAGGCAGAGUUCAGCGUCGACUCCGGCAGAGUGUUGGUCGGAGGAGACGGCACGGGGGCCAACCUGGCAGCCGUGCUGUGCCAAAGGCUGGCAAGGAGAGACGAUGGACAUCUGCCAUCCCCCUGUGCUCAGAUUCUCAUCUACCCCGCUCUGCAGAUGGCAGAUUUUAACCUGCCUUCCUACCAGCAAAAUCACGCCGUGCCCAUAUUAUUCCGUGGCCGUAUGGCAUUCUACUUCCUUCAGUACAUCAACGGGGACGUAUCUGUCUGCCAAGAUGUGCUGGAAGGCAACCACGUGCCCGCUGAGCUCAGGACACUCUACAAGGACUGGCUCUGCCCCACCAACCUACCUCCACAGUGCCUCAGUCGUGGCUACAAUGAGGUUCCCACCCCAGAAUAUGACGGAGAGGUUUAUCACUCUGUCAAAACUGGUUUGGAAGCUGAAGUUUCCCCAUUACUGGCAGCAGAUGCAAUCAUUCAGAAAGCUCCACCCACCUUCAUCCUCACCUGUGAGUACGAUGUCCUGAGGGAUGAUGGGAUUCUGUUCAGGAAACGCCUGCUGGACCUGGGAAGGGAUGUGACCUGGCAACACGUGACGGAUGGUUUUCACGGCAUAGUUAACUUCUUGAACCGGGGUUGGCUCAGCUUCCCCUCUGCGGUGCAGGCUGCGGAUGGUGUUGUUAACUACAUGAAAACUCUAUAGAAACCAAUCACAACAAGUUAGUUGAUUUUAAUACUUAAAGUGUUAUUUU
Thalassophryne amazonica is the source of this 1313-nucleotide messenger RNA. RefSeq names its product arylacetamide deacetylase-like 4 (gene aadacl4). The coding region runs from base 14 to 1264 and encodes 416 amino acids. Gene Ontology annotation, molecular function: triacylglycerol lipase activity; sterol ester esterase activity. Gene Ontology annotation, biological process: triglyceride catabolic process. The record is from RefSeq and is a predicted model, not a curated record. Lineage: Eukaryota; Metazoa; Chordata; Actinopteri; Batrachoidiformes; Batrachoididae. The transcript is spliced from 4 exons. Gene Ontology annotation, cellular component: membrane; cytosol.